This is a messenger RNA of Ziziphus jujuba (common jujube), 750 nucleotides long. RefSeq names its product protein transport protein Sec61 subunit beta. The transcript has 2 exons. Gene Ontology annotation, cellular component: Sec61 translocon complex; endoplasmic reticulum membrane. NCBI's taxonomy places the organism in Eukaryota, Viridiplantae, Streptophyta, Magnoliopsida, Rosales, Rhamnaceae. The record is from RefSeq and is a predicted model, not a curated record. Gene Ontology annotation, biological process: intracellular protein transport. The coding region runs from base 159 to 404 and encodes 81 amino acids.
AAACUCUCCUCUAAUAGCUUCUUCUAAGUUUUCAUUCAGCAAAGAUAGUUGGUGGGUUGUCUCAAGGCACAGGGCAGACUUUCUUUCCUACUACCACCAGCGGCCGCAUCCGUCCGUCCGUCCGUCCGUCCGACUCGUACUCAUUGGUAAUACAGAAAAUGGUAACAGGAGGAGCCCCCCAAAGGGGAAGUGCUGCAGCAACUGCAAGCAUGCGGAGGAGGAGAACAACGAGUGGUGCAACCUCCGGAGGGGCGGCUGGGACCAUGCUGCAGUUUUACACAGAUGAUGCUCCUGGACUCAAGAUCUCCCCAAAUGUUGUUCUUAUCAUGAGCAUUGGUUUCAUAGCUUUUGUCGCCAUUCUUCAUGUGAUGGGUAAGCUGUAUUUUGCACGCCGGGAGACUUGAAUUAAAGCAUAUUAACAAUGGUGGAUUGAGUUUGCAUUAUGGAGAGCUUGGAUGUCAAAAUGAACAUUGUGAAAGAACUAUAAAUUAGCAUUGAGUGUUUUAUUGGGAACAGCUGUUGUUUUUGGUUCAAUUUGGUGGGGAUGUUGUUCUUUCUGGUCCACACGAUUCCUUGUUGAUAUACAUGGCCCCGAUUUUAUCUCCAUUGGCUGCUUUAUGUGCUGGAUUAAGCUACUCCUAAUGAUAAUUUGUUUGAAAAACGAUCCUUAUCCUUUCAUGAAUGUUUGUCCUUAUUAUUUAUCAAACUGACUUAAAUAUCAAGCCGAAUAGAGAAAUAUUCCAAUCUCAA